AUGGCGGGCCAGACGAUAUCGUGGAGCACGGGAUGCGUCAAGGUGACGCGUAACAAGCCCGUCACGCUGCGGAACGGCGUGCUACAGAUCCGGCCGCAAGAGGCGUGCCCCGAAGACGCGCCGCGCUGGCAGAAACGCGCCGCCGCCCUCCAACGGAUCCGCCAGGGCAUGCCGGUCGGCAUCGUCUGCGAGGACAGCUGCCCCGGGCUCACUCUCGAGAACGUCACGAUCCGGGGCUUCUUCCACGGCGUCGAGGUCCGCGGCCGCGUCGCCAUGCGCGACUGCGUUUGCGAACGGGGCGGGGCGGGCGUCAUGGUGCAGGGGCCGAGCGCGCACGCGACGCUCACGCGCUGCCGCGUGGCGCGGAACGAGCGCGACGCGGUCACGUGCCGGGCGGGCGCGACGGCCUGCGUCGACGACUGCGACAUCCGGGACAACCACGGGGCGGGGGUGUUAUGUUGGGGCGCCGACAGCGACGUCACGUGCCGGGGCACGCGCAUCGCGGGCCACGCGCUCGCGGGCGCCUGCGCGUCGCUCGAGGGCCACAUGAGGCUGGAGGGGUGUGUUUUGGUAGGAAAUGGGUCCUCCGGGGUCUAUUGCAGCGACGCAGGGUCGCUGGUGCACGUGCUGGCGUCGUGCACGUUCGGGUGGCACCCGGGGCCGUGUAUGCACGCAUACGGCGGCGGGGUGGUGUGGGUGCGGGGGUCUGAGGGGGGGAGUCUGAGGUCCCUGACGCAGGCUCUGGAGGAGCUGGAGGGGCUCGACGGCCCGAGGGAGGGGGAGUGCAGGCCGGUCGGUCGGUCGGGGGGGAACUCGCACCAUUGGAUCGCGAGCACGGCGGGGCCGAAGUGCGCGGCCGAGUUGGGGGGCGUUGUGCGGUGGGAUCGAGACCUGGAACUGGUUUGA
This is a messenger RNA of Pedinophyceae sp. YPF-701, 906 nucleotides long. The record is from the annotation of a GenBank genome assembly. Lineage: Eukaryota; Viridiplantae; Chlorophyta; Pedinophyceae.